Molecule: messenger RNA, 4047 nt
Organism: Penicillium maclennaniae
Lineage: Eukaryota; Fungi; Ascomycota; Eurotiomycetes; Eurotiales; Aspergillaceae
Product: aminophospholipid-translocating P4-type ATPase DRS2
Exons: 4
Coding region: 1-4047 (1348 amino acids)
Biological process (GO): post-Golgi vesicle-mediated transport; intracellular protein transport; endocytic recycling
Cellular component (GO): plasma membrane
Molecular function (GO): ATP hydrolysis activity; ATP binding; magnesium ion binding
Source: RefSeq, a predicted model, not a curated record
AUGGCCAGCGGUAGACCUCCCGGGUCGCAUCAACCUGCUGGCCGCGAUGAAGACCUACUCAUUGACGCGGGCCCGACUUACAAUUCCGGUCAGCCCCCGCCAGUGAACGACGAAUACCUAUUGCAAAGGUUCAACAUCGACGAUUCUGAUGAACCCCACGCGCCGCCGCGCCCUUCCGUAUCCUACGACCAAUUCGUCGGUAGCCAAUCUCGACAGGCUGGAGCUCAUCAAUAUGCGACACCUGGUCCGGCGCAUGCGGUACCCCUCGGCGCUCACCCAAACGACCCCUACUCCGAUGAUUACUUGAAUCGUACCUACUCGCAGACGUCCGGGCUCGAGAACUAUAAUCGCUACUCUUUUGACGAACUUGAGGACUCACACUCCGGAUUCUACGACCUCGAUGCAGAUGACGACCGUAUGGGAAACGUGCACCAUGCUCGGAAAGCGAAUGAGCGAAAUAGUAUUCUGGGGUUGGGCGGCGGGUUCAUGGGUAAGGCCAAAUACAUGUUCGGCAUGGGCCCGCACGAAUACUCUGAAAUGGAUCUUCCUUUGACAGAGGCUGGCGCGAGGAGAGCUACAGUGGAUAGCACCGAUGCGCCGGCGGCUUCCAAACAGCGCAAGAAGUCCAGCGGGUCUGGUCUGAAGUCCAUCUUUGGGCGAGGCAAGGCCGAUCCCUCUACUAUGGGCCCUCGUAUGAUUCAGAUCAACAACCCGCCCGCUAACGCGUCGCAUAAGUUCGUCAGCAACUAUGUGUCCACCGCCAAGUACAACAUAAUCACCUUCAUCCCUAAAUUCCUCUUCGAACAAUUUUCCAAAUAUGCCAACCUGUUCUUCUUGCUCACCGCUGUUCUUCAACAAAUUCCCAAUGUAUCCCCGACGAGCAGAUAUACGACGAUCGUUCCGCUCGCCAUCGUGUUGGCAGUCUCGGCCAUCAAAGAGUUGGUAGAGGACUACAAGCGACGUAUGUCUGACAGGGGGUUGAACAACUCGAAAACGCUUGUUCUCCAGGGCUCUUCAUUCCACGAAUCGAAGUGGAUUGACGUUGCAGUAGGCGACGUGGUUCGAGUCGAGUCAGAAGAGCCAUUCCCAGCGGACAUGGUUCUCUUGGCAUCAUCUGAGCCCGAAGGUCUCUGCUACAUCGAAACCGCGAACUUGGACGGGGAGACGAACUUAAAGAUCAAACAAGCCAUUCCCGAAUCUGCGCAUUUGGUUAGUCCCAGUGACCUGAGCCGUCUGAGCGGACGUAUCCGAUCCGAGCAACCCAACAGCAGUCUGUAUACCUACGAGGCGACAAUGACUAUGAAUGCUGGUGGUGGUGAGAAGGAAUUGGCCCUCGCACCUGAUCAGCUUCUGCUGCGUGGUGCAACUUUGCGAAACACCCCUUGGGUUCACGGUAUUGUCGUCUUCACAGGUCACGAAACCAAAUUGAUGCGAAAUGCGACGGCGACGCCUAUCAAGCGGACCGCUGUGGAACGGAUGGUCAAUAUUCAAAUUUUGAUGCUCGUUGGUAUUCUGAUUGCUCUAAGUGUGAUCAGUUCUGUCGGCGAUCUCAUCGUUCGUCAAACUGCAGGUAAUAAGCUGGCUUACCUCGAUUACGGAACUGUCCAACCUGUCAAGCAAUUCUUCAUGGAUCUUUUCACCUAUUGGGUUCUUUACUCUAACCUGGUUCCGAUCUCACUCUUCGUCACCAUUGAGAUUGUCAAAUACUUCCAGGCAUUCCUUAUCAACUCCGACCUGGAUAUCUACUACGAUAAAACUGACACCCCUGCCACCUGCCGAACAUCCUCAUUGGUCGAGGAGCUAGGUCAGAUCGAGUACAUUUUCUCCGAUAAGACAGGCACUCUCACUUGCAAUCAAAUGGAGUUCAAGCAGUGUACCAUUGCCGGCAUCCAAUAUGGUGACGACGUCCCUGAAGAUCGCCGAGCCACCGGGGAUGACAAUGAUGAAUUUGGUGUCUACGAUUUCAAGACCUUAAGACAAAACAUGCAAUCGCACCCGUCUCAGAACGCUAUCCAACAAUUCUUGACUCUGCUGGCUACCUGUCACACUGUCAUUCCUGAACGCAAUGCAAAUGAUCCGACCCAGAUAAAAUACCAGGCCGCCUCGCCUGACGAGGGCGCCUUGGUAGACGGUGCCGCCCAGCUGGGAUAUCGUUUCACCAAUCGAAAACCCCGGUCUGUUAUUUUUGAGGCUAAUGGGCAGAGUACGAUUUGCGAGUUCAACUCAACUCGUAAGCGAAUGUCGACAAUUUUCAGGUGCCCGGACGGAAAGAUUCGGGUUUACUGUAAGGGUGCGGAUACGGUUAUCCUCGAAAGAUUACACCCUGACAACCCGACCGUGGAGACUACGCUCCAGCACCUUGAGGAGUACGCCUCCGACGGCCUCCGAACAUUGUGUCUGGCAAUGCGCGAGGUCCCCGAAACCGAGUUCCAGCAGUGGUGGCAGGUUUUCGAGAAGGCCAACACUACAGUCAGCGGCAACCGUGCCGAUGAGCUUGACAAAGCUGCUGAGCUGAUUGAAAAGGACUUCUAUCUUCUUGGUGCUACCGCGAUUGAGGAUCGUUUGCAGGAUGGUGUCCCCGAUACUAUCCACACUCUUCAAACAGCUGGUAUCAAGAUCUGGGUAUUGACUGGUGAUCGACAGGAAACAGCCAUCAACAUUGGCAUGUCCUGCAAACUCAUCUCCGAGGACAUGACGCUGCUCAUCAUCAACGAAGAGUCAUCGGAGGCCACCCGCGCCAGUUUGCAGAAGAAAAUGGAUGCUGUCAAGAGCCAAGCUGGUUCUGGAGAAAUUGAAGCCUUAGCAUUGAUCAUUGAUGGAAAAUCCCUCACCUUUGCGUUGGAGAAGGAUAUGGAAAAGCUGUUUCUGGACCUGGCUGUUCAGUGCAAGGCUGUUGUCUGCUGUCGUGUGUCUCCUCUCCAGAAGGCGUUGGUCGUCAAGCUUGUUAAGAGGCACAUGAAAUCUUUGCUUUUAGCUAUUGGUGAUGGUGCGAACGAUGUGUCUAUGAUCCAAGCUGCUCACGUUGGUGUGGGUAUCAGUGGUAUGGAGGGUCUCCAGGCCGCUCGAUCUGCCGACGUGGCUAUCGGCCAAUUCCGCUUCCUCCGGAAACUUCUCUUGGUGCACGGUGCUUGGAGUUAUUCCCGCAUCAGUCGAGUCAUUCUGUACUCCUACUAUAAGAACAUUACGUUGUACAUGACACAGUUCUGGUAUUCUUUCCAAAAUGCUUUCUCUGGAGAAGUCAUUUAUGAAUCCUGGACUCUCUCCUUCUACAAUGUGCUCUUUACUGUCUUGCCUCCAUUCGCCAUGGGCAUUUUUGAUCAGUACAUCUCGGCUCGGAUGCUUGACCGCUAUCCUCAGCUAUAUCAACUUGGCCAGAAGGGUGUUUUCUUCAAGACACACAGCUUUUGGGCCUGGGUUCUGAACGGUUUCUUCCAUUCUCUGAUCCUCUAUCUCGUCUCCGAGCUCAUUUUCUUCUGGGACCUGCCCAUGGGCGACGGCAAGACUGCCGGUCAUUGGGCACUUUACACUGCUGUCCUAGCCACAGUCCUCGGCAAGGCCGCCCUGAUCACCAAUCUCUGGACAAAAUACACUUUUAUCGCUAUUCCCGGCUCCAUGGCCAUCUGGCUGAUCUUCCUUCCGGCUUACGGUUUCGCAGCUCCCGCCGUUGGAUUCUCGACUGAAUACUAUGGUACGAUUCCCGUGCUGUUCAAAACACCCGUCUUCUAUUUGAUGGCUCUCGUUCUGCCCUGUAUCUGCUUGAUGCGUGAUUACGCCUGGAAGUACGCCAAGCGCAUGUAUUACCCCCAGCAUUACCACCACGUUCAAGAGAUCCAGAAAUACAACGUGCAGGAUUACCGUCCUCGCAUGGAGCAAUUCCAGAAAGCCAUCCGCAAGGUCCGACAGGUCCAGCGUAUGCGCAAACAGCGCGGUUAUGCUUUCUCGCAAGCCGAUGACGGCGGCCAAAUGCGCGUCUUGAACGCCUACGAUACUACCCAGGGUCGUGGCCGCUAUGGUGAAAUGGCCAGUUCUAGGACCCGGGCGUUAUGA